AUGGCGUUUCUUGACCGUCUUCCUACGAAAGAAAGGCUUCAUAAAAUGGGGAUUGUUAAUGACAUGAACUGCAUUUUUUGUGAUGCUGCUGUGGAAACUAGAGACCAUAUUUUCUUUGAGUGCACUAUUGCUUCCUCCCUGUGGUCUGCUUUAUUUUCUCUUAAUGGUUUACAGUUUAAACAUCAUUCUUGGGAUGCUUUUUUCGAUUGGGCUGCUGCGUGUUGGAAGGGCAAAUCCCUACUAACUACCAUCAUGAAAGUUGCAUCUAAUGCCUUGAUUUACACUAUAUGGAAGGAAAGAAACAAGAGGUUGUUUCAAAGCCAAUCUUCUAGUGUUACAGAAAUGUUCAUAGCUAUUAAGGAACUGUUUACUGCCUUUGGGUAA
This is a messenger RNA of Hibiscus syriacus, 384 nucleotides long. RefSeq lists its product as uncharacterized. The transcript has 2 exons. The record is from RefSeq and is a predicted model, not a curated record. Bases 1 to 384 code for a protein of 127 amino acids. Lineage: Eukaryota; Viridiplantae; Streptophyta; Magnoliopsida; Malvales; Malvaceae.